CAAAUAUAUAAUAUAUUCAUAUUAUAUAAAUAUGUGUAUAUUAAUUAUUACAUAUUAAUAUAAUCUGUAUAUAAAGCUGCUUUAAGUUGUCCCACAGAUCACUGAUGUACUGUUCAACUUUAUAUUUCUUUUUUCUCUCUGUAUUUCGUUUUGAACAUUUUCUUCAAUUUCACUAAUUUGCAAUGUCUAAUCCGCUAUUAACCUCAUCCGGCAUAUAUUUUACCUCAGACACUGUAGCUUUAAUCUCUACAUUUGGACUUUUAAAAAUAUCUUCUGUCAGUACACCUGGCAGUCCCAAGGAUCUGCCUCUUGCUUCAACAGUAUUUGGAUGGAACAGACCCAGGGACACCUCUUCUACCAGCCUCUGACCACCCUCCAACAUGUUUUCUAGUCCCAACUUUCAGAGCCAUCUUCUCAGCCACCCUCUGCCUCUGAGAUCAGCUAACACCCUAUUUUGAGCUUAGCUCAUUAUUACAGAUCAACAAUGAGCUGCCGGAUUAAUCAGAAUUAUUCCACUAAGUUGGAGACCGCCACCAAUUGCCUGGUCAACAUGCACCUGCGGGCCUCCUACACCUUCCUCUCUCUGGGCUUCUAUUUCAACCAUGAGGAUGUGGCUCUGGAAGGUGUGAGCCACUUCUUCUACAAGUUGGCUGAGGAGAAGCACAAGGGUGCUGAGCAUCUCUUGAAGAUGCAAAACCAGUGUGGUGGCCAUGCUCUCUUCCAGGAUAUGCAGAAGCCAUCCCAAGAUGAGUGGGGUAAAACUCAGGAUGCCCUGGAAGCUGCCCUAUUUCUGGAGAAGAACCUGAACCAGGCCCUUUUGAAUCUGCAUGCCUUGGGUUCUGCCCAUGCAGACAUGCAUCUCUGUGACUUCCUGGAGAACCACUUCCUAGAUGAGGAGGUGCAACUCAUUGAGAAGAUGCGCAACCUUCUGACUAACCUCCGCAGGCUGGCUGGCUCCCAGGCUGGGCUGGGUGAGUAUCUCUUCGAAAGGCUCACCCUCAGCCACAACGAGGAGUCUCUGGAGCCCAGCAGCCUUUGAGGGGCCCCUUUGGCAUCCCUCUGGCUCCAGGCUUAUGCCUGAGCCUCUCCCUACAACACUGGGCAGCUUUUUAACCAUCCUGGAGCCCUCUCCUAAGCUGUGGCUGUGGACCAAAUGGAAACAACAAAGCUUUUUGCAGCAGCUGGUGAAAAAAAUUUUUUUUAAAUAUCUUCCAUGUCUCUACUUGACUUUUUGAACAUACACUGCCGGAGUCCAGCUCCAGCAAGCGGGUCCAGGGGUUCCCAAAGGAUGAACAGCAUUGGCAAAAGAGCGAAAAUAAAACAAAACUAAAAUAAAAAACAAAAAUAAAAAUGGACACAGACAACAGCAGUGUGUUGAAUUGGCCGCUUUAUUGUGGUAAACGUGCCAUUAUAUUUGCUAGCAAUUUCCUUGUAGCAUACGUCAUCUAUGUUUUCUAGCAUUACCUAAUUUUAAAAAUGUUCCUAUGUGUAAUCACCCUUUAAGGAAUAACAUGGUUAUUUUCUCAUAAUGUUCCCUCCUGCCCUUUGCUUAUUGAUUAAUUUCUUACAUUAUUUUCAUUAUGUAUCUACAUUUAUCUAUAAUCUAUAGAGCGUUUGCUUUGCUGUUUUCAUGAAAGGUCAUCUAUCUCUCAACACCUCAAAUGGAACAGUUACAGGGACAUGACCUCUUAGUUGUUUCCCCGAACCAUUUGUGGUUUGAGGAACAAAAGUGUUCGCCUUGGUCCGAGGUGCCAGGCGGGGGUCAAGAGGGCCUUAGGAACCCACGCCUAGUACAUUCUCAGAGAGACAAUGCACCUAGGAACUAAUGAACCAUUCUGUACUUUAACCGACUAGGUUCAACCAUCAUCUGGAAUGCCUCCUGGGGGCCAAGUGGGCCUAGGGGUUGGAGUAACUUGUGCCCAUAGAUACACUCCUUUGUUGCCAGAGUGGGGCUUUCAAAUGCAUGUGUCCCUCCUGGGCUUGCAAAUGUAUGAGGCUAUCCUUCCUUCAAAUAGAGGAGUCUCCAUAGGGGAUGGCAAGGGUCAAAUGUAGGGCCGCACAAUUUCCUUGCGGAACCUAUUUUCUUUUCUAAUGGUUUGUUUCCCAGGGGGCCUGUCAAGGACAGUUCCCCAACAGACAAUUCCCCAGGUACUUUUAUUAAGGCCAAAUUAUAUAAAAGCGGGAGGACAAGAAGCUUCACUGUCAGUGGGCCGCCUUGCAGUCCCAGUCCAUUCGCAGCAUCUGUCCUUGACAUCAGGCUGGGAUAGCUUGGCUUCCAGCAAUACACAAAAUAUCAUUUUAAUACUGUCUGCUAAUUCCAAUGUGUAUACCAGGUCUGGAUUGGCUUCAAUUAAUUGUUGUCUCUGCAAAAUGGUGCAUAUUUUCUUGCUUUCUUUGUUUACCUAGUAAUCUUGACUGGAUGGCAGACAUUGUGAACUUUACCUUGUUGAGUGAUGGAUAUUUUUGAAUUUUUGUAAAUAUUCUUCAACAUUGUUCUGAAAUGCACUUAAGUUACUUGGAAAUCAUUUGAUCCUUU
Messenger RNA from Neofelis nebulosa (Clouded leopard), 2536 nucleotides. RefSeq names its product ferritin light chain-like. Gene Ontology annotation, molecular function: ferrous iron binding; ferric iron binding. Gene Ontology annotation, cellular component: cytoplasm. Bases 485 to 1039 code for a protein of 184 amino acids. The transcript has a single exon. The record is from RefSeq and is a predicted model, not a curated record. Gene Ontology annotation, biological process: iron ion transport; intracellular iron ion homeostasis. Lineage: Eukaryota; Metazoa; Chordata; Mammalia; Carnivora; Felidae.